AUGUCAAAGCAACGACCACCUUUUAUUCAGUUCGCGGUAGGUAACGUCGACCUUUCUGCUUCCCAUCCAACCCAGGUGCAGAUCUUCAGGCUCUGGCAGAUCUACUUGGACAAUGUCAACCCUCUUCUCAGAGUCACGCAUACACCCACCCUUCAAACACGUAUCAUCGACGCUGCUAGCGAUAUCGCCAACAUCAAUCCCACAAUGGAAGCAUUGAUGUUUGGCAUGUCUCCAUUUCAAGUAUCACGGAGGAUCAUUGCAGUGACUGGUUUGGAUCUCCCAAAAAGGAUCUCUUGGCAAGCUAUCAGUUUGCAUUCCAGCAAGCGUUACGAGAUUGUUUCUUUCUACGUUCCAGUGACCGGGAGUCCCUGA
Penicillium robsamsonii is the source of this 372-nucleotide messenger RNA. RefSeq names its product fungal specific transcription factor domain-containing protein. Lineage: Eukaryota; Fungi; Ascomycota; Eurotiomycetes; Eurotiales; Aspergillaceae. The record is from RefSeq and is a predicted model, not a curated record. The transcript has a single exon. Bases 1 to 372 code for a protein of 123 amino acids.